AUGGACCCCACCGAAGUCAGUCGUCUCCGAUUCUGUCGUUUUAUUCGAUCUUUCCAAUGCGAAACUGUUCCUUGCGACCUUUUUGUUCGCGCAUGCGGACCCAAGUCGACUUGGUCAUCAAGUGGAGAGGUAGUUCAGAGGCUACCAUCAGAGGCCGGGGUUCCAGAAUGGCUUAUCGAUUUCUACAACACCAACAAACAUCUUUUCCAUGAUGCCGACCAUGGGGCACAUAUCGAAGGCCUGGAGAUCAUGAUUGAGAACGGUGUUCCAUACUUCGAGGUGGCGACAGCAAGCGAGCCCGAAACUGAGUUCUGUCAGCUUUCAUCAAUCGCAGAUGAACGCUCCAUGGCCCAAGCGCGCAUCGAUGUUUUCCUACAAGCCUUCCCUUCCAUUAACAUUGAGAUCAUUGGAGAAGAAAUUGUUGAGAGGUUGAUGGAUGUCGCCAAGGGAUCUAUCCUGCCCUUGCUCUCAUGCGUCACCGACGCAGAUAUAAAAGACUGGCUGUUUACGAAGAACCACUGCGAUUUGGAAUCGUACACUUUCUCCUUCUUUGAGUUCCUGUAUCAGGUUAUUGGUAUCUUGGGAGUUGAGCACCCUCUCCUCCCGUUAUCAUUACCAGAGCGAAUAUUGAAUACCGUCCCUCACGACCCGGAAAAUGACAGGAUCGUCAACCUUUGCAAGGUUGCAGAUAUGGUGAAGCAUUUCAAAGAUAAUGGCCCAGUUUUACUGGACUACAAACCAUUGUCCCCUGGAACGAAAACUGACCAAAGAAGUCACGCCACACUUGGAUAUUUUUUAUCACUGCAAAAUAUUUAUUUCGCUGAAGCCCUAAAGACUUGGCAACCUCUACUCUCCAAAAGUCCAUCUCAGAUGGAGUACUUGGCAGCGAUCAGCUUCUGCGACCAGUCGCGCCUAGCUUUGUCUGCUGAGAGGCCAGCGUUUCUUACAUUGGAUACCAGGGUUCUGGAAGGCCUCUUGCGUUCACGACGAAAGCAACAUGACCAAGCAGCGAAGGCUUUGGAGGUGACUAGGGUCGAAGUCGUCUCCCAGUAUGGACUAUGUUCCAUGCAGGUCGGAAUAGUCACGGCUGAGCUCGCUAAUUGCUAUAAUAUCCUCCGUCGAGAGGAACUGGCAGAGUUGGCUUUGAGCAGAUGCCUCGAACUACGACUGGAUGCAGAUCUCUCCAAUCGAUGCGAUGGGAUAUAUAUCCGGCUGGCGCUGGCUGAUUCUCUUAUAGGCCAGGCUAAAUACCACGAGGCCGUGCCAGUACUCGAGAGCGUCAUGGGUAACCCCAAUAUUUCAGCAACCUUUCGAAUGAUGAGCGUACUUCGUCUAACAAAGUCACGACGUAGGAUGCAUGACGAUGCACAGAAGGCUUUUGAACAAAACAGUCCCUUGUGGACAGGCUUCGCACUACUUAGCAACGUCUCAGAAAUUCUUGUGAUGGAAUAUGUCGAAGAACUGGGAUGCAGCAUUUCAGAGUUACCUAGACGACAGCUGGGACCCUCAAAAAAUGCAAAAAGGCUCAUGGAAGCUGUUAACUCCGCACUGUAUCGACUGAGUUCUCUUACGGAAAGCCCAUGCUGGAAAUGGUACAGGAAUGUCCAAAAAGAGUAUUUAGCACAGGUUGAACAGGACACAAAGGUCACGAAAGGUAAAGGAAAGGACGAGGGUCUGCAGAGCGAAUAUGAGAAUGAAUUGAGGACUCCUCUUCCCAGACCUUUCCCAACCUUCCUCCUUCGCCAGAUGACGAAACGUCCAAUGACGAGGGGCCUUGUUGGUACAGGUUCUCGUGCUAUCUCUGGUCUUUUCAUUUUGAAGCACAUUAUGCACAAAAUCAGGGAGCUUGAGUUCUGUCACGAGGAUGGUAUAGCUUACUCAAGUAGCUCAAGUUCAUACACCAGACAUGAAUAUGGUAUGCCGAGGAUACUAGAAGAUUCAGCCCGGGUUGAUAAAUUUCUCCCUUGUCACUACUUCGACUACAUGGCUGGGACAUCGACUGCUAGUCUCAACAGCAUCAUGUUAGGAAGACUGCGCAUGUCGGUAGAUCAAGCUAUUGAUAAUUUUAUCGAUUUCAGUAAUGAUGUUCUUGGGCAACCCCUAUCGUUCAAUACAAUAUUACCCGUAAGACAAUUUUCAUCGACCAAGGCCCUCGAGGCUUUCCAGAAGAUCCUCAUGAAAAGCAAUUUAUUUGCAAAUGAGGACGUUUCAGAGCUCAGACACGCUGCCAAAAAUGAGACAUUCAGAGAGAACGGAGGACGCCGCACUCGAACUAUGACCGUUUCUUAUAAUAUGUCGACCGGAAGGGAGCACAUCUGGACAAGUUACGAUGCCCCCCAUAGAAAGAUAUCUGGAGGCUACUCAGCUACAAUUCGGGAAGUUGCGUUGGCCACCUCUGCCACUCCUCUUUAUUUCAGGCCAAUCAAGAUUGACGUUAACACGCACUGGGACGGAAGAUUGGCGAAGAAUCAUACUUCAUACCUGGCCCUUGUAGAGAUAGCCAGGGUUCACAGAAAGUAUCCAGCUGUUUCUGUCGAUCUUUCGUCGGGACCAGCUAUGAAACCCGAGGCCAGGCGAAAGCUGGAGAUCCUAGCCAAAACCUUAACUUGGACUCAUUUCCCUCCGACGCCCCUGAAGCAGAGAGUCUCGGAUAUUGGCAAGUUUCUGCAAUAUUCUAGAACAGAGUCUUCCCCUGAGAGCGAGCCCAACCAAUUCCGAGAGCUUGCUGAGAGUAUGGGGCUUGAAAAGGCUUACACACUAAGCACUGAAGAAGUUUUGCCCAAACCCUAUCCAACUAGCUUGAGACCAGCUAGUGAGGUGAAAGAAUCUCUACAACAGAUCAAAUUCAUCACUGAAAACUAUCUACGCAAGGAUGAGAUAAGAGAUGUCAUCAACCGCAUUGCAGGAGAGGCAGUCCGAAUUCGACGCGCAAGAGCACAUGCAAAUGAAGAACAAUGGGAGAACUUUGUCAAGUAA
Molecule: messenger RNA, 2976 nt
Organism: Fusarium mangiferae
Lineage: Eukaryota; Fungi; Ascomycota; Sordariomycetes; Hypocreales; Nectriaceae
Exons: 5
Coding region: 1-2976 (991 amino acids)
Biological process (GO): arachidonate metabolic process
Cellular component (GO): membrane
Source: RefSeq, a predicted model, not a curated record